AUGGACAUCAACAGUCCGAUCAAACGACGGAGGACCCGUGACGAUAGGCGGCGAGCAGCGCAUGCCUGCGACCGCUGCCGGAGACUGAAAGAGCGCUGUGAUGGAGGCAUUCCUUGUACGAGGUGUACUCAGCUGCGACGGCAUUGCGAAUUCAAGCUCCAUUUUGCUUCGCCUGCGCCAAUCCGGUCGCCAGAAGUAAACGUUCAAGAAUUGAUAGAGAGGGUGACAUAUCUGGAGAAAAUAUUGCAGCACAAGGUCAAUGGGAUAUCGCUGGAUGUCGACAGUCUGCGGCGGAUGGCCAGGGCCUUGGACGAGGACGAGCACAGGAAGCGAGCUGCCAACCAGGAGGACGAAGACCCUAUCGAGGAGGUCUGCACCAUUGACCCUGUCGAAGAUACGACGACGCACUACUCGGGUCAAUUCUCCUACUGGAACUUCUCAAUGCGAGUCAAGCGCCACAUCUAA
Messenger RNA from Aspergillus puulaauensis, 465 nucleotides. Its product is annotated as Zn(II)2Cys6 transcription factor domain-containing protein. The transcript has 4 exons. Gene Ontology annotation, molecular function: zinc ion binding; DNA-binding transcription factor activity, RNA polymerase II-specific. NCBI's taxonomy places the organism in Eukaryota, Fungi, Ascomycota, Eurotiomycetes, Eurotiales, Aspergillaceae. The record is from RefSeq and is a predicted model, not a curated record. Gene Ontology annotation, biological process: regulation of DNA-templated transcription. The coding region runs from base 1 to 465 and encodes 154 amino acids.